This is a messenger RNA of Geosmithia morbida, 2583 nucleotides long. RefSeq names its product CRT10. The transcript has 5 exons. Bases 1 to 2583 code for a protein of 860 amino acids. The record is from RefSeq and is a predicted model, not a curated record. NCBI's taxonomy places the organism in Eukaryota, Fungi, Ascomycota, Sordariomycetes, Hypocreales, Bionectriaceae.
AUGGACAGCCGAAUCAGAUCUUCUCCUCCCCAGGGCUCCCGGCCUCUGCGGGUGGGGAGAUGCAAUGUCCAGACUUCCGCUGAACGGUUCGGCCCAGGCGCCCCUGCCUUCAUCGGUGAGCGUGAGCGGGUAACCAUCGAAACUUCCUAUUCCGACGAGAAUAUCUGGCCAAACCCAGAAAUCGACGAUGAAGCUCUCCCCGCAUCGACGAAUCGUACCAUUCCCUAUACGCACAAGUUUCGAAACAACCUGACAGCCCUGUCCAGCGCCCAUAAUCUCUACUUCGUCGCGUAUUCGCACCGCAUAUUCGUCUACAAGCCCACCCAUGGCACGCGGUCCAGACUCGACUGCCACCCCGACCUCCAGCUCCAGGCGAAGAAGACGGAAAGGGCCCAGGUGGUGGGCGGUACUAUAGACCUGCGCCAUCGGGGCCAAUCCAUCAAUCACAUCAUAUGCGGCUUCCUGGGGGACAGGGAGAUUGUUCUGGCCUGCAGCGACAACGGCGACGUCUUUGCCUUCUACACCGACGACAUCGCUGACUCCGUCUUCCGUGAGCCCCGACCGCCGAAGCAGGAUAUCCUGCCACGCCGGAACACGAACGAUGCCGACAGGAAGCAGAAGAAGUCGACGACGACGAACCCGGAACCGUUCUUCCAUUCCAACGUCAAGAAGUCGGCGUGGGGGCUCGCCAUCCACCGGGCCUCCCGAGUCAUAGCCGUGAGCUCUAACCGGGCCGAGGUGACGGUCUUUGCCUUUUCCCUGUCUACCGGCCCAGCCCCGGCUGCCGCCGACGACGAUGAGGAAGGGGGAGCGGACAGGGGAUCUGUAGAGGCGUGGGUGCGCCACCGCAGGUGCAACUGGAAGAUCAUCAUCUCGCUCCCACCUAUGGCGAGUAAUGUUCCCAAUAUCUGCUUUCUCGACAAUGAAAAAGGCGACGCCGAAAAGAUCUGCGCAGUCGAUAUCAACGGCAAUACCUGGGUUGCCGACAUCUGGACGCCGUUUCAACCCAUCGAGUGCAUACCCAUCUCGAGGUUGGCCGAGUUUCACAGUGAAGAGCUUCGUGCCGCACCCCCUAGAGGAUGGGGCAUCCUUGCACUGCUCGAGAGCCACUUCAUGGAGGUUGACACGUUGGAGGAGCUUCUGGGGGCCCCGAUACAGUGUUGGGAGAUCCCCCCAGCACAACGUCGAGAUACAUUUGCGUCACCACCGCCGCCACCACCACCACAAGCACCGCAACCACAACCGGUGCACAAUCCGCACCCGACGACAGCACAGACGCCACAUCAUGACCUGCUCGGCUACCUGCAAGCGCACGCGCAGCUGCCGCACAUCUCGCACCAUCACGGGCCGCCACAGCAACAGCCGCAGCAGAUUCACCACCACGGGGCAACAUCACCGCCUCCGACGCAUGUGCCGUGGCACACGAUGCAGGGCGGGCAGGACCAGGACCCGCACUACACGACCUCGCAGACGGCACCGACCAACGCUCAGCACUGGCUGGCGACGAACCCCAACCCGUUCCAGCAGUCAUUCACAGCGCUCGGCCACGCGAUAGGGGAGUUUGAGACGGCCAUAGACCAGAUCAUGCAUCACUCCGGCAGCGCGCCGGCCUGGGUGCACUUGCCGGGCUCAGACCUGCCGGCUCCCCAUGACGCCCCGAACACGGCCCACGGACAGCGGCUCCGGCGGGCGGGGGCAGCGGAGAGCGCGGGGCAGCAGCGCCUGCCCGGGCCGAGCGACGGCGGCGACAUGGUGUACCGGCCACGGCAAGGCUGGGUGGAUCCGGAUCCGGAUGCGGGGUUCCGCCUGCCGAGGGAAGACGCGAGGGCCAGGCCGCUGCCGACCAGCGUACCGGACAUGAGACGCGGCUGGCGGCAGGCGGCGGGACCGCAGCACGGCGGCGAGGAUGCGGCGGACCCGGUGGCGGCCACGGACAGGCUGGAGCCGGGGUACAGCCUGCUGCGGACGUACGAGAAGGAGCUCGAGCUGUUCUGGCUGCCGGACGAGGCCGAGGGCGGACACAAGUCCAGGGACGAGGACAUGGGCGUCAUCUGCCCCGACCUGCUGUGGCUGCCUAGCCGGGGAAACAUGGCGCUGGCUCCUCACUUCGAGGCGACGAGCAGGAUGAACAUGGUGGUGCACAUCCCCGAGCUGAGCGCCGUGGUCCUGGGGUCCCCCACGGGCCACGUGGCUCUCGCGACCCUGACGCGGCUGUCGCCGGGCGGUCGAUCCCGUCCGAGUCCGCCGCCUCGGCAGCGGAGGCAGCAGCAGAGGCAGAGGCAGCAUGGGAAGGAGAGGCUGGCGGAUACGGAUGCGACGCACCCGCCGUGGAACCGGGGCCUCCGCAUCGACUGCAUCCUGCCACGGCGGUCGGACGAGGUCCACAGGCCCCGUAAGGAGGCGAGGCCCCUGUACGGGCUGGCCGUGGGGCCUGCACCGCUGGCGGAUGACGGGCGCGUCGGCGGCGGUGUCGGCAUCAUCGUGCCGAAGAGGUUCAGGCUCGUGCUUCACUACCAGAAUCAUCUGAUCCUCACGUACGAGGUUACGAGGGAUGAGCAGACGGGGAAGCUGACGAUCUUCUAG